GUGUGUGAAUAAGUGUGUAUAUGUAUUUAUAUAUAUAUGAACUACAACUCGGCGGAGAGAAAUAAUAAACAGAGACGUACACGCACGUAGUGAGCAGUGACGAAUGGUAGUUCCGUUUCAAUUAGUAGUCGGUUUUCCAACAGCAGGCGAGGAUUUACACAAGCGACCACGUCGGUUACAUAAAGAGAGUUGCAACUAGAGCGGCCGUCGUUUCCUUCGACAACAUCAACGUAUACAUCUACUACAUCAACGUCGGUGCGGUGGUGUUCUUUUGUGCUGUGCCUUUCGGAGGAUCAAUUUAGGAGCCUGCCCUGCAUAUGACCGGUAAUCCUCCGCCUUUCGAUCACUUGCGUCGGUUCCGCUGCAUGUUAACAACCACCCAGUAACUACUACUACUACUUCUAUCCAAGUUUUUCAUCGCAAAUUCUCUCCAGGAAAAUAGAGGAUUUACUGCUUCCCUGUAUCCUGCAAAUCGUUAUCCUUCGGCGGAAAGUGCUGUCCGAGUUUACCGAGAAUAUCGUACAGUUGUAGUAAUAUAGUAUAGUACAGUUCACGUAUAUGCCUUGAUAUUAUGACCGUGAAAGAGAACGAUUUAUCGGUCGCCAUCUUUUCGCCCGCGACUUUUUCUAUCGCGAUGCAUGGGAAUUAAGCGUUUUUGCACCGGAGAGGCGAAAAGUACGGUCCACAGAGUGCGCUCCACCGGAUCGGCACCGGCCACGACCGGAUUCCCAUAGCAUAAAGGAUCGAAUGGGGCGCCAUAAAUGUUGGAGUGAUGGCAGAUAACCGGUGUUUCUCAGGAGGCGGUGAGUCAAAGUUUAUGCAUCCCCCCAUGCGCGUAUCUCGCCCUUUCGGCGCUGGCGUGAAGAUGGAGCAUUUCCAGGCGGCGCUCGACCCCCGGAAACAGGAGCUCCUCGAGGCGCGCUUCAUUGGCGCUAGGAUGUCAGCUGGUUCCCAAUUACAGAUGGCACCCCAGUCGACAGUAAACACAACCCAACCCGUUCAUAGCCAAGACUCCAAUAUGAGUACAGGUUCCUCUCACAGUGAUAAAGAGCUGGACCCUAAUACUCCGGAGAAGGUGCCCAGGACGCCUACCGAAAGGAAGCGCAAAAGGAAGGUUGACGAUGGCGGCGGGGGAACGAUCACGAAGGGCGUUAGGACCAAUUCGACCGAGAAAAAGGCCGUGGACUACUUUAAUACCAAACACACAAGUAAUAGCCCUAUCAGACAUGGAGGCGCCAAAAGUCCCUCGCCACAGCAAACCCCCUAUCCAAUGUUCCCACCGUCGCAGCAGCAACUACCUUCGCCGCAGGUGUCGGCCAACUCUGUUCCUUUCGAAUUCUACCAAAAGCCACUAACCCCUAGAGUUCCAUUACCCGCUAUGGUUAGCAAAUUAGUACAGGUGGUCCAGACUGAUUUGACGUGUCAAAGGAUACAGGAAUUUGAGACGCAAGCUUCUACGGAUCUGGAAGUGCGAAACGUUAAGAUCGAGGAGCUGAACAGGUCAAAUGACGAACUGCGGCACCAACUGACGGCACAACAGAAGACGAUGGAUCAGCAUAAGCAGCAUAUUGCCAAGUGUAUAGAUGUGGUGAAGAAGCUGCUAAAGGAGAAGAGCUCGAUCGAGAAGAAGGAGGCGCGACAAAAAUGCAUGCAAAAUCGGUUGCGGCUUGGACAAUUCGUGACGCAACGAGUAGGAGCGACGUUCCAGGAGAACUGGACGGACGGACACGCUUUCCAAGAGCUGGCGCGAAGACAGGAAGAGAUUACGGCGGAGCGGGAAGAGAUUGACAGGCAGAAGAAGCUGCUGACCAAGAAGAGGCCGUCGAACAGUGAGGGCGGCAGGAAGCGGAACAACUCGUCGGCAUCCUCCACCCUACACAACGGCACGGAUAACACGUUCCUGAAGCCGGACGCGGUGCCCGGAUCCUUCACCAUCCAGGAGUACUACGAGGCGGACGAGAUCCUGAAGCUGAGGCAGAGCGCCCUCAAAAAGGAGGACGCCGACCUGCAGCUCGAGAUGGAGAAAUUGGAGCGCGAACGCAACCUGCACAUACGCGAACUGAAGCGGAUCCACAACGAAGACCAGUCCCGGUUCAACAACCAUCCCGUUCUCAACGAGCGGUACCUCCUUCUCAUGCUCCUAGGCAAGGGCGGUUUUAGCGAAGUUCAUAAAGCCUUCGACCUUAAGGAACAAAGGUACGUCGCCUGCAAAGUGCACCAACUCAACAAAGACUGGAAAGAGGAUAAGAAGGCCAACUAUAUUAAGCACGCUUUGAGGGAAUACAAUAUUCACAAGGCAUUAGACCAUCCGAGGGUGGUCAAACUUUACGACGUCUUCGAAAUAGACGCCAACUCAUUUUGUACAGUUUUGGAAUACUGUGAUGGACACGACUUAGACUUUUAUCUUAAGCAGCAUAAAACUAUACCAGAGCGGGAGGCACGUUCAAUAGUGAUGCAAGUGGUGUCCGCCCUUAAGUACCUGAAUGAGAUCAAGCCGCCUGUGAUCCACUACGACUUGAAGCCCGGAAACAUCCUACUGACUGAGGGCAACGUAUGUGGAGAGAUCAAGAUCACGGACUUUGGUUUAAGCAAGGUAAUGGACGAGGAGAACUACAAUCCCGAUCACGGUAUGGAUUUGACGUCACAAGGAGCCGGUACCUACUGGUAUCUGCCGCCCGAGUGUUUUGUGGUCGGGAAAAAUCCUCCGAAGAUAUCAUCAAAAGUGGACGUGUGGAGUGUGGGCGUGAUCUUCUACCAAUGUCUGUACGGCAAAAAGCCAUUCGGCCACAACCAAUCGCAGGCAACCAUCCUAGAGGAGAACACGAUUCUGAAAGCAACCGAGGUUCAAUUCGUCAACAAGCCAGCUGUGACCAAUGAGGCCAAGAGUUUUAUCCGAAGUUGCUUGGCGUAUCGGAAGGAAGACCGCAUAGAUGUCCUGUCGUUGGCAAGGCACGAAUACCUCCAACCGCCUAUGCCCAAACACUCCAGGCUAACCUCCAGCGUGGCACAGCAACAACAGGUCCAGCAGCAGGCGGCGGUCCAGCACAAUUCCCAGCAUUCAUCCCAGCAACAGAAUCCUGGUUCAUUCUCGACCGGUCUCUUCGGCACGAUGAACGCUUCCUCGUCGUCUUAGUGUGCGCUGAAAAGUGGCGGUGCUCCGAUGUGCGCGAACCGGAAACGGAAACGGACGUCACAUGCGCGUUUCUGAACGGAGGACGCUACUAAACACACGAACAACUUGAAAACUGAAAGUAAUAGAACAAGAAACAAACAAUAAUUGUGAUCGUGCGCGCGCCACUCGGCAAACAAACAAACAACAACAAACUUUUAUUUUAUUUUUUUCGAAAAGCAAAAUGGUUUAAACAAAUGGAUUUAAAUUACUCUCUCUCUCUAUAAUCUAAACACACACACAACACACAAAUACAUGAAAA
Molecule: messenger RNA, 3431 nt
Organism: Nicrophorus vespilloides
Lineage: Eukaryota; Metazoa; Arthropoda; Insecta; Coleoptera; Silphidae
Product: serine/threonine-protein kinase tousled-like 2
Exons: 12
Coding region: 773-3133 (786 amino acids)
Biological process (GO): intracellular signal transduction; peptidyl-serine phosphorylation; chromosome segregation
Cellular component (GO): nucleus
Molecular function (GO): ATP binding; protein serine/threonine kinase activity
Source: RefSeq, a predicted model, not a curated record